Molecule: messenger RNA, 3429 nt
Organism: Argentina anserina (silverweed cinquefoil)
Lineage: Eukaryota; Viridiplantae; Streptophyta; Magnoliopsida; Rosales; Rosaceae
Product: probable LRR receptor-like serine/threonine-protein kinase At1g56130
Exons: 24
Coding region: 64-3204 (1046 amino acids)
Biological process (GO): protein phosphorylation
Cellular component (GO): plasma membrane
Molecular function (GO): protein binding; ATP binding; protein kinase activity
Source: RefSeq, a predicted model, not a curated record
AGCUAGCUUCUUGUUUAGCUGCCUCCCAGUUGUCUUAUGUUCAUCAUCAUUCUUCUUUAAUAGAUGAAAAUGAAGCAAAUAGCUGCCUUCACUUUCGCUAGAAUCUGUGAUGCAUCCUUCUAUCUUAUUUUCUGCUUCCUGGGUCGCUUCUGGUUCUAUUCUUCCACUGCCCAAAAUGCUACUACGGACCCAACCGAAGUGGCUGCAUUGAACUCGAUGUUACUGCAAUGGGACGCGCCGGCGGGGACUCUGUGGAAUAUCAGUGGAGAGCCAUGCAGUGGAUUGGCGCUCGAUUCCUCCCAAUUUGAGGCAAACGGCCUCAACAACCCUGCCAUCAUAUGCGACUGUAGUUUCAACAGUAGCACCGUCUGCCAUAUCACUCACUUGAGAGUUUAUGCUCUGGACAAAACGGGGGUGCUACUAGAAGAGCUUGUGGCUUUGAAAUAUCUUACCUUUUUUAAAAUCGAUCAGAACUUUUUCACCGGUUCCUUACCAGCAUGGAUUGGCAAUAUGUCUGAGUUGAAUAUGUUGUCAAUUGCCCACAAUGCAUUCUUUGGUCCCAUACCAAAGGAGCUUGGGAACCUUAAGAAACUAAAUCUGCUGUCCUUUGGAAUAAACAAUUUCUCUGGGACACUGCCUCCAGAACUUGGUAAUUUAGAGAAUCUCGAAGAGCUUUACAUAAACAGCUGUGGACUUGGUGGUGAAAUUCCUAAAACAUUUGCUAAUCUUGAAAAAAUGCGAAUUCUAGGGGCAUCAGAUAGUCCUUUCUCAGGAAAGAUACCAGAUUUCAUAGGGAAUUGGACAAAGCUAACUUCCUUGAGAUUUCAAGGGAAUUCUUUUGAAGGCCCAAUACCAAGCAGUUUUUCUCAGUUGACCUCAAUGAAUUCUCUGCGAAUUAGUGAUAUCUACAAUGUGAGCUCCUCUCUUGACUUCAUAAGGAAUUUGAAGAACUUGACUGAUUUAUCCCUCCGAAAUGCACUAGUCACCGGACGCAUCCCAUCUGAUAUUAGAGAAUAUCAAAGUCUAAAUAUACUGGAUUUGGGUUUCAACAAUAUAUCAGGACAACUUCCAAGUGACUUGUUCAACAUGAGUUUACUCACGUCCUUAUUUCUUGGAAACAAUAGUUUGUCUGGAGUUUUGCCUAGCCAAAAGAGUGAUAUUCUUCAAACCAUAGAUUUAUCUUACAACUAUUUAUCAGGAAGUCUUCCCCCAUGGGUAACCACAAUAUCACAACUGAACUUGGUGGUCAACAACUUCACUUUUAACGAAAGUUCAGAAACAGCGCUUCCUGGAUUGAAUUGCCUUCAAAGAAAUUUUCCAUGCAAUAGAAAUCCUCCGCGCUAUGCAAACUUCUCAAUCAAGUGUGGAGGACCAGACAUGAGAGGAAGUGAUGGCAUCUUGUAUGAGGCAGAUAACUCAACUCUUGGCCCAGCAACAUAUAACGUAACUAGUACAGAGAAAUGGGCUGUUAGCAAUGUGGGAUUGUUUGCAGAGAAGAAGAAUCCAAGCUAUCUGCUAACCACCCUGGAUCAGGUCACUGGGUCUGAUGUGACCCCAGAGCUUUUCCAAACUUCAAGAUUGUCUCCAGGAUCACUAAGAUACUAUGGCUUGGGUCUUGAGAAUGGACCUUAUACUGUAAAGUUACAAUUUGCAGAAAUGGUGUUCGAUGAUCGUGCAUCAGAAACUUGGAAAAGUUUAGGGCGGCGAGUAUUUGAUAUCUAUAUUCAGGGCCAUCUAGAAGUGAAGGACUUUGACAUAUCCAAGGAGGCAGGUGGAGUUUUAAGAGUAGUUGUUAGAAACUUCAAUGUAAAUGUGUCGGAGAAUUACAUUGAAAUUCACUUGUUCUGGGCUGGUAAGGGGACCUGCUGCAUACCUAACCAAGGUGAUUAUGGUCCUCUGAUAGCCGCGGUGAAUGCUAUCCCAGAUUUUGAACCUUCUGUUUCUGGGAUUCCACCAAUUACUCGAGGAAAGAAGAGGAUGACAGGGGUGAUUGUUGGGGUUGCAGCCUCGGUUGGAGUUGUGAGCGUGCUACUAAUAUUUGUUGUUUUAUAUAUGAGGAGAAAAAUACCAGACAGGGAUGAUGAUGAAGAACUUCAAGGACUAGACCCUCGACCAAAUACUUUCAGUUACAGCGAGUUAAAAGCUGCAACUGGAGAUUUUAAUCUUUCAAAUAAACUAGGGGAGGGAGGCUAUGGCGCUGUUUACAAGGGCAUACUUUCCGAAGCAAGGUUAGUAGCUGUGAAGCAACUUUCCGUAGCAUCUCACCAAGGGAAGAGUCAAUUUGCAGCAGAAAUUGCUGCCAUAUCUGCUGUGCAACAUCGCAAUCUGGUGAAAUUGUACGGAUGCUGUAUUGAAGGAAACCAGAGAAUUGUGGUAUAUGAAUAUCUUGAAAACAAGAGCCUUGAUCAGGCACUAUUUGGAAAUGACUUGCAUCUUGACUGGCUUACCCGAUUCAAUAUCUUGUUGGGAACAGCCAGAGGACUGGCCUAUCUUCAUGAGGAGUCAAGGCCAAGGAUUGUACAUAGAGAUGUCAAAGCCAGUAAUAUUUUGCUUGAUGCAGAGCUCUGCCCAAAAAUAUCAGAUUUUGGACUGGCAAAACUUUUUGAUGAUAAGAAAACACACAUCAGCACCCGGGUUGCAGGGACAAUAGGCUAUCUGGCACCAGAGUAUGCAAUGCGGGGACAUCUAACUGAGAAGGCUGAUGUAUUCGGUUUUGGGGUUGUCAUUUUUGAGACUCUUAGUGGGAGACCGAACACUGACAAUUACUUGGACGCUGGAGAGAUUUAUCUCCUUGAUUGGGCAUGGACUCUGCAUGAAAAAAAUUGUGGUUUGGGGCUUAUGGAUCCAAGACUGACCGAGUUUGAUGAAGAUGAAGCAAAUAGAUUGAUAAGAGUAGCUCUCCUGUGUACUCAGGCAUCGCCAUUGGUGCGACCAUCUAUGUCUCGUGUGGUGGGCAUGCUUGCCGGAGAUAUUGAAGUAGGUACAGUAACGUCAAAGCCAAGUUAUCUGACAGACUGGGACUUCGAAGAUGUAACUGGUAGCUUCUUGAUUGAUGGUGAAACCCCCUCAACUGAUGAUAUAACUCUCCCCAAAAAUCAGCCUACUGGCAGCACAACCAGUCCUAGCACCGGAGUUGACCUGAUCCAGUCUCCAGUAAAUCCUAAUCAUCCAUUGCUCACUGGGAUGGCAGGAGAAGGAAGGUGAUGACAGUAUCUUAAUAGAAGAAAUCCAACGUUCUGUUACUUAUUCAACAGUUUCUAAUCCUGAAUGCACUGUGAUGUUUUAAAUUUACUAUUCUAAUGUAAGUUUGUUACCUUUGAAAACCUUGAAACUACACAUAUAGUUUGGAUAGUCAAGAUUACAUUAUUGUUUAUAAGUACACCUUGGUCUCAUACGUAAAUGGCUAAAAAUUGCGUUGUAUACAAGAAU